Phoenix dactylifera (date palm) is the source of this 765-nucleotide messenger RNA. NCBI's taxonomy places the organism in Eukaryota, Viridiplantae, Streptophyta, Magnoliopsida, Arecales, Arecaceae. The record is from RefSeq and is a predicted model, not a curated record.
AUGGAUAGUAGCAUAGAUGGCCAACCAUAUUUCAGAGUUCAUAACUGCAGUGUUCCUAGAGCCACAGCAAGCACUGCUUCAUAUGGAUGCACCAGUGAGCAAAGUCACCUAUUGCCCAUAGCCAAUGUGGGGCGAAUCAUGAAGCAAGCUCUACCACAGCAUGCGAAGAUAUCCAAACGAGCAAAAGAAACCAUCCAGGAGUGUGCAUCCGAGUUCAUCAGCUUUGUUACUGAGGAAGCAUCUGACCGAUGCCGCAAGGAUGACCGCAAGACUAUCGAUGGAGAUGAUAUCUGUUGUGCUAUGAAGACACUCGGCCUUGAUGAAUAUGCUGAUGCCAUGAAAAGAUAUUUGUGUAGAUAUAGGGAGCGUGAAGAGAAGACAGCCUCUAUGAAGUGCAAUAAGCCAGUUCAAAUUGAUGUAAGAAAUGAAUUGCCAAUCUUUAGGAGCAGUCAGCGUAGAGACCAAUUGCCUUCCAAGAGUCCUCACAAUGUUGCAGAGACAAGGAAAUUUUUCUGAAGGCAAUUUUGGGAUUUCGAUCGAAUGUUUAAACUGCAUAGCAUCUAGAAUGUGGCGUUUUCUUUUCUGAAGAUGGGGGAGUGAGGGAGUCUAGUUGCACACUGCUGAUCUUUAUGUUCUACCUCUUGUCAUUUAUCAGCAUUUCCUGUAUUCUGUCAUUGGUCCAAUAUCUAGUCCUUUAAAUGGGCCCUUAGUGUUUGAAAAUAUUAAUCUCUAUGUAACUAGGAUAAGGCUCUUGUAUCAUUUUAA